AUGACACUGCUUCCCCUCGAGGAACCAGCAGCUGUAAGAAUUGAGAACCUCAUCGUUCAGCUCUCUACCAGUCUGAAGGCGAAGCCAGAUGUGGUUGACUUUGGGACAGUCUUCACGGACCACAUGCUGACCGUGGAGUGGAACGCCAAUGGGGGCUGGCAGACUCCCCUCAUCAGGCCCUUUGGGGGCCUUUCCCUUCACCCAGCCUGUUCAGCACUGCAUUACGCCGAUGAGCUCUUUGAAGCCCUGAAAGUGUACCGAGGUGACGACAAGCGCCUCCGCCUCUUCAGACCCCUAUUGAACCUGGAGCAAAUGUCAAAGUCUGCAAAGAGAGCUUGUCUACCUGAACUAUGGAGGGACUUAGUUGACUGUCAGCAGGUUCUGUGGCUGUAUGGAGAGAACCACCAGAUAACCGAAGGAGGAACCAUGAAUAUCUUUCUGCACUGGAUCAAUGAGGACGGAGAUGAGGAACUUGCGACAUCACCACUAGAUGGCAUCUUUCUUCCAGGCGUCACUAGGCAGAGCAUCCUGGACCUUGCCAGAAAAUGGGAUGAGUUCAAAGUGUCGGAGCGAUACCUGACGAUGGGCCAGCUGUGCUCGGCUCUGAAGCAGCAGCGUCUUAAAGAGAUGUUUGGCUCUGGCAGGAUCUGCCAUAUAGGAAACAUUGUGUACGAAGAAAAAUCAAGGAUUGCAACAGAACUGACAGAUGUACAGCAUGGCCGCUCCACGAGUGACUGGACGUACCUUGUGUGA
This is a messenger RNA of Gambusia affinis (western mosquitofish), 753 nucleotides long. Its product is annotated as branched-chain-amino-acid aminotransferase, cytosolic-like. Gene Ontology annotation, biological process: L-valine biosynthetic process; L-leucine biosynthetic process. The transcript has 8 exons. The coding region runs from base 1 to 753 and encodes 250 amino acids. The record is from RefSeq and is a predicted model, not a curated record. Gene Ontology annotation, cellular component: mitochondrion. NCBI's taxonomy places the organism in Eukaryota, Metazoa, Chordata, Actinopteri, Cyprinodontiformes, Poeciliidae. Gene Ontology annotation, molecular function: branched-chain-amino-acid:2-oxoglutarate transaminase activity.